AUGCCAAAUUGGCCGUCGCUCUCUGCCCGAGAGAGCGCUGGCGGCGCUUCGGACAUUAGUGACGCUCCGGGAUCGAUGAUUAUCGCCACCCAAGGCAGCGGCCUUCGCGAGCUGGCCGAUCGUGCAUACAAUAAGGGACUUUGUGCUGUGGACCACCUAAGGUCAUUCAUGGCGCUCUCCAAGUACAGCCUCGGCGUUGCCCUGAUCUUGUGCGUGACGGUCAUCUGGGUGGGGUCUUCGGUCUGGAUCCAGCACAUCUUUGGCACCCUCGAGUUCAACAAGCCAUUUUUCCUCACGUACUUUAAUACGACAGGCUUUUGCCUGUGGAACACCGGCUUCUUUCUCUCGGCUCGCUGGCGGCGCACUUCGUGGGACGAAACUUCGCAGACGCAGCCAGUGUGCGUCGAGGACGCGCGACUGGACUCGAGGGAGUCGUCGUCAACCGAGGAGGCGGAGAGGCAGGAGGCGAUAGAGGAGGGGACUGAGGACAGCGCCGGCGGCGAGCAUAGUGGUGAACGGAGGAGGAAGAGAGAGCAGCACGUAGGAAUCGGUGACGACACCAGACUACCGCCCGUCAGGGUUGGCGCGGCAAGGGAAAUGCUUCAUGAUCGCAGGGCCGUGUCGGGUGUGAGCCUGACUCUCUCCCACUCUGCCCUGCGCGCUCGGAGUCAUACAGAAUGCGGAGUUCAGCGGUCGCUGAACCUCGGCUCGUCCUCUUUGCAUCCGCUUCUAAGUGCUGGGCUGCAUGCGACGCAACCACCCCUCUACGGCGGCGCUCACCUGUCACGGUUGGCGAUGACCGCUGCGAGUGACCGCCCUGCUAGAGCGGCACCGUCAGCGCCGCCGUCCCCCCUGCGACAGGUGCGUAGGGGCGGCGGUGUUACAGACAGAAGUGUGCUGGCGGACAACGAUGGCAUCGGUGGUGACGGCCACGUUGACAAUGUGAACGGUGUGGCGAGAUCGGCGAUGCAGCUGUACGUCGCGGACGAGUGCCGUGACUAUUCCCUUUCCACCUCCUCGGCGUCGAGUGCGCGAGAGGAGGUGGUUAGUGUUAUCCUGACGGAUGAGGACGCGUUGGUCGAUGUUGCCCCAUGGCAAGUCGCGGAGGGCCAGGAAAUAGAAAUUACCUCAAACAUGCUCCGCUACAACGGUACUGAGGUGCCGCCGCGACGCCGACAUCAUCAGCGCGCGCGUCGGCAGCGCAUUCGCCGCUACUCUCUCCGGCGCAUCUGGCGGUGCGCGCUUUUCUUCUGCCCGCUUUGGUUUCUAGCCAACUACCUCUUCAACCUCUCCCUCUCGUUCACCUCGGUCGCCUCUAACACGAUCCUCAGUUCCACUUCAUCCAUCUGGGCGCUCUUCUUAUCUUAUGUGUUGCUGCGGCAGCGUGUGAGUGCGCAUCAGUUGGUGGCGGUUGGGCUCAGCGUCAGUGGUACGAUUCUGGUGGGACUAUCCGACAAGAACGCCGCUAACGGGCGCAACACCCUUGGUGGCAACAUCGCGGCGCUGCUGUCGGCGUUCUUUUACGCCGCCUACACGUCGGUGCUGAAGUUCCAUCUGCCGGACGAUGAACGAUUUGCCAUGGGAAUGGUAUUUGGGGCGGUGGGCAUCUUGAACCUUCUUCUUCUAUGGCCUGGUCUGGUGCUGCUUAGUGUGACAGGCGCGGAGAAGUUUGCGUGGCCAACGUGGCAGCAGUUGUGGCCUUUGCUGAUGAACUCUCUCAUUGGCACUAAUCUCAGCGACGUGCUGUGGGCGCGCAGCGUCGUCCUCACUUCGCCGGUGGUCGCCACGCUCGGGUUGUCACUCACCACCCCGCUUGCCAUGGUUGUGGACGUGAUCUUCAAGAGUGCGCACUUCAGCGGCGUCUAUGUCACCGGCGCCAUUCUUGUGAUGGCCGGUUUUCUGCUCGUCAACUUGCCGAUUCAGACCAGCCUGGGUGUGUAA
Messenger RNA from Leishmania braziliensis MHOM/BR/75/M2904, 1941 nucleotides. RefSeq lists its product as hypothetical. Bases 1 to 1941 code for a protein of 646 amino acids. Gene Ontology annotation, biological process: regulation of peptide transport. The transcript has a single exon. The record is from RefSeq and is a predicted model, not a curated record. Gene Ontology annotation, cellular component: membrane. NCBI's taxonomy places the organism in Eukaryota, Euglenozoa, Kinetoplastea, Trypanosomatida, Trypanosomatidae.